Lecanosticta acicola is the source of this 1416-nucleotide messenger RNA. The record is from the annotation of a GenBank genome assembly. NCBI's taxonomy places the organism in Eukaryota, Fungi, Ascomycota, Dothideomycetes, Mycosphaerellales, Mycosphaerellaceae.
AUGGCAGACGGCAUGUGGCGUCCGCCCAUCAACCGAUUGAUGCGAACGCUAGAUCGCUCGUUCUUCCAGAAAACGAUCGAGCUCAAGGCCGCACGGGUGUUCGAGAACAAGAACAUCACCAAAUGCAGAGCAGCUCUAGAGAGGAGUAAAGAUGCGCUCGCCCAGGAUCGGCUGGGCAGCGUGCAUCCUGACCCCGAUGCUGAACUGGCGAAAGCAGGCAAGAAGUGUAUUCUGUUGCGGCCCGAAAUCAGCCCUGACAGCGCGUCUGUUGCGAAGAUCAAUGGCGAGGCUGCGCAAGCCACUGGGUCAGAUGCAUUCUGGCCGCACUCUCCAACCGUGACGGAGCUUGUGAAAGAACAGCUGAUCUCAGUCGUACCCUUCCAACUGCAGCUGGAUUACAAUUACUGGACCUACCACGAUAUUAUAUCUUCCAUUUUGCCAGAGGACGAGCAGGGUGAGAUCCCAUCGGGCUUCACUCAGGUUGGCCAUGUCGCACACCUGAAUCUGCGAGAGGAAUAUCUCAAGUACAAGCACUUGAUUGCCGAGAUCCUGAUGGACAAGAACCCAACUGUGCGAACCGUUAUCAACAAGGUGGACGAUGUCGGCGAAGAGAGUGAGUACCGCACGUUUAGCUAUGAAGUACUUGCUGGGCCCGACGACAUGAACGUGACAAUCUCGGAGGAGAAUUGCACCUUCAGGUUCGAUUACAGCAAGGUCUACUGGAAUAGCAGACUCAACACCGAGCAUCGUCGGUUGGUUGCCCUGUUCAAGGAGGGCGACGCUGUCUGCGAUGUAAUGGCAGGAAUCGGUCCGUUCGCUGUGCCCGCUGGCAAGAAGAAGAUCUUUGUCUGGGCGAACGACCUCAACCCGGAUAGUUACUGCAGUAUGCUGGACGCUAUCAAGAGGAACAAAGUCUCCGAUUACGUGCGACCGUUCAACGAAGAUGGAAAGACGUUCAUACGCAGCGCUACCGCCCAUUUGGCGCAAAUGGACCAUCACGUUCAAAUCACCAAGAAGCCGUCGAGGAAGGACCCUCAGGUACACCCAGAGACCCUGCAAACUCUUGUACAGCCCAAGACAUUUCAGCACUUCGUUAUGAACCUUCCUGCAACGGCCAUCUCUUUCCUGCCCAGCUUCAUCGGCCUCUAUCCUGCAUGUGUUCGCCAGCACUUGCCGUCAGAUUUCGAGAUGCCCUUGGUACACGUUUAUUGCUUCAACACAAAGAGCGAUGACAAUGUCGAGGAGGGGUUCAAGAUCUGUGAGGAGAUUUCGAAACAGCUCGGGCAUGACGUGGCGCCUGGCAGAAUCGAAGACGGCCAUGUUCAAAUCUACGAUGUAAGAGACGUUGCGCCGAAGAAGCGCAUGUUCUGUGCCAGCUUCAGAUUGCCCAAGGACGUGGCUUUCAAGGACGUCUAG